Molecule: messenger RNA, 1667 nt
Organism: Condylura cristata (star-nosed mole)
Lineage: Eukaryota; Metazoa; Chordata; Mammalia; Eulipotyphla; Talpidae
Gene: SAMD11
Product: sterile alpha motif domain containing 11
Exons: 9
Molecular function (GO): protein binding
Source: RefSeq, a predicted model, not a curated record
GGAAGAGCCUGAAGACGCUGGUGUCCAGGGGCAUCCUGCAGGUGCACCCGCCCAUCUGCGACUGCCCGGGCUGCCGGAUCUCCUCCCCCGUGAACCGGGGACGGCUGGCAGACAGGAGGACGGUGGCUCUGCCCCCCGCGCGGGCCCUCAAGAGGGAGCUGACCCCCAGCUUCUCUGCCGGCGAUGGCGGCCGCGACGGGAGCGGCUCGGCCUGCGGGCGGCCGGGCCUGAAGCCCACCCCAGGGCCUGAGCCUCCUUCCCUGACACCGGUGUUGCUGGUCAGUGAGAACAGGGCAAGUCCUGGGGGCCAGGCUGCCCUCUGGCGCUGCGGCACGGCUCCCCGGGAGCCCUCGGGCAGUGGGGACCUGACCCUCCUGGGGCAGGGCCAGCGGCAGCGAGGUGACCUGCGGGGCAAGAGGCCGGGCCGCCCUGCGCAGACCCGCGGUGACCGCCCCUUGGAGAAGAGGGCCCGAAGCCAGUCCCCCCAAGAGGCUGCGCUGCUGUCCGACCUGGGGCCCGCCACGGCCCCCGAGCACUACCGCAGGCUGGUGUCCGCGCUGAGCGAGGCCAGCUGCUUCCAGGACCCCCAGCGCCUCUACCACCUGGUCCCAGGUCCCGGUAGGUGGCCCCCGGGCACGGUGCCUCCCCUGACGUCCCUGGCCCACGCGCCGGCCACCAGGCCCAGCAGGCCGGCUCGGGAGCUGCCCGCGAGAGGCUGGCAGGCCCGGGCCUGGGCCUCCUGCUGGGCAGAGGCCUGCAGGGCCCAGAAGGCUCUGGAGAGACCCGUCCACCCCGGCGCUGCUGGCAAAGGGGCAGCGCUUCCGCCCCUGGCGAGGCCUGCCCGGCGCUCCAGCACCGAGAGCCUGAAUAAUUCACCAAAUGUGAAUAAUUUAAAAAUCUCCCUUUUUAAUUGCUUUCCCGGCCUGCCCGGGGCGGCCUGCGGGGGGGGCGGGGGCGCCCGCGCGCUGAGCCUGGAGGCGCCGCUGUGCCCCGCCGGGGGGCCCGAGCAGCUGCAGCCCAGGGGAGCCAUGCUGGUGCUGAGGCACAGCUCCACCCCGCUGCUGGCCCUGUCCCCGCAGGGGGCGCGGGGCACCCCUACACCACCCCAAGAGGUGGCCCACAGAGUCCCUGGGAAAGGGAGCCCCGACCUGGCCUCGGCCGGACCCGGCCAGUCGGAGCAGGCGGAGGCUGGACUGCGGGCACCGGACGGCUCUGAGGAGCCCCCCAGAGACUCCGACGGCGAGGAUGAGGCAGCGGCGGGGGGCCCAGGCCCGACUGAGGCCGGCGCCGAGGGGAAGGGGCUUCUCUCGGGGGCCACGCUGCCCUCCCCGGUGCCCCUGGGCUCCCGCUGUGCGGCCAGCCCCUACUUGCACACAGGGGGCCUCCUCAUGGAUGGGGAGGUGGCUGUGGCCCAUGAGGACAUCAGCAAGUGGACGGUGGAUGACGUGUGCAGCUUUGUGGGGGGCCUGCCCGGCUGUGGAGAAUACGCACCGGUCUUCAGAGCACAGGGCAUCGACGGGGAGGCCCUGCCCCUGCUGACCGAGGAGCACCUGCUGACCACCAUGGGGCUGAAGCUGGGGCCCGCGCUCAAGAUCCGCGCCCAGGUGAGGGCCGGGCGGGCCGGGCAGCCCUGAGCUCUCCUGGCGGCCAGGCCCCCACCGCCGUCU